AUGCAUACCUAUAUCUAUCUUCCCACAACAGGCCUACUGCGCAAGCGCCUAGACAUAGAGCCGGUACUCACUUUGGUGGGCUACUGUGUUGGAAAUACCUACAUUGUUGUCGAUUAUCUUUCACACAUUCCAGUUGAUGUUGCAGAGAUUGACCCUGAGCUACGCACUUUGGGCUACUUGAUCAAAGAUAGGAACAUUUCAGUGACCGAGGAAAAUGCCUCAGACAUUAUUCUACGAUAUGUGAACGGAUACAAGUACCCUAUUGUUGACAGCAAGCUUUCGCUGUCAAACCACUCUUUCACAGUAAUAAUAUUCUCUCCACCAAAACUUCAAAAUCUCGAAUACUUCACCAUUAAUCCGAUUUUACUUCAAGGCGCAGAGGUUGAGCCUCAAAUCGAUUUCCUCUAUAAAUCGAUUGCGCGGCAUCGCAGAUACAGCGAAAUCAAUCCAGUCGUUUAUCUAUCAGAUCUGUCUGUGCUUGAACGUAUCAACCACUGUCAAGAAACUCGCACAGAGCUUGGAUGUAUCUUAUCUAAUCUAAACUCGAGUCCUUUUAGGAAGCUCUUGAUCUUUCCAUCAUUUUUUAAGGCAUUUUUGUUCCUUUUAAUGUCGAUUGCACAGUGGUUGAUAACCCGGGCGUUAUCGCUCUUUGUCACAAUUGUUGCAUUGCUCAAUAGUGAAAUUUACGGAGUAGUGCCGGUUGAAAUAUCGUCACUCUGCAGACAGUUGAAUCUUCGAUUGAAACAAUUGAGUUUCCUUCCAAUUCAGUUUCUCUGUUAUUACAAAGGGGAUGUUUUAUCCUCACAAUCAAGACAUUUACUCCUGCUAUCAUUCCCAAAUGAGAAUCACAACAUUAAAAAUUCGAAUUACAUCAAUUUCUACAACACUUUGUGGCUGAUGCUAAAUGAUAUGAUUCUCGGUGGGCUUUUCUAUUCUAUUUGGAAGGACAAUGAAGAGUUUUUUGCAAGUCAAAUUCAAUCUUUCAACUCUAUCGCAUUUGGAGAACUUAACAUUCUUAUCUCCUGGGUCGGUUCCAACCAUCCCGCAGGCUUUAAAUUAAAUGAUGAUUUAGGGCGCUUCAUGGAAGCCAUGCUACUAUGGACCUCAUUAUCAUGGCAGCUCAUGACCGAGAUUUGUUGGCAAAUCUACGGAGCAUUUCCACUUCUUCAAAGCUUGUCGGGACAUUCUUUUAGUUUCUUAUGCUUUUGGGGAUUCUCCUUUGCUUUAGCAUUCUUCAUCGAUUAUAUGAAGUUUGUUAGUCUUCAUAUCUCAUUUUUUAAUCUUUCAACCUGUAAAAUAUAUCACCAACAAGUUGAAAUGUUGAAAUCACUUAUGCAAUUAUUCCGGGGCAAAAAGUAUAAUGUGUUGAGAAGCCGUAUUGAUAGCAUUGAGGAGGACGACUAUCGAAUCGACCAAUUAUUGUUGGGUACGUUUUGCUUCAUCAUUCUCAUUUAUUUACUUCCUACUACAUUUGCUUUUUACUUUUUAUUCUAUGCCGCCUGCGUGGCCCUCUUAACAUUGACAAAGUUGGGAGAGAAAGUAAUUGCAAUCAUAAAUUUCUUCCCGAUCUUUAUUCUUACACUCAAAUUAAAGAAUUCGCGUCGAUUGCAAGGAGGAAUUUAUUUCCAAAGCAAAGGAAGUUACAAGGAGACGAAUUGGCUCGUUAUGCGUAAUAGAGCUUUGACCCUAGAAAACAUUUUGAGUCCAUUUUUCAUAAUUUUCAGAAAACAGGGGCGCAUUAAUCGUGGAUUUUUCAAUUUUAUUGCGGGAAAAAGAGUUGAGGUGGAGGAAUGCACCCAAGAGAAGUUCAAAUACCUUAUGCUCCCUGACGAUUACAGCCAUCUCACAGAGGUUUGGCAAAGCAUCCAAUAA
Messenger RNA from Australozyma saopauloensis, 1872 nucleotides. It is a transcript of the gene GPI1, whose product is annotated as phosphatidylinositol N-acetylglucosaminyltransferase. Gene Ontology annotation, biological process: GPI anchor biosynthetic process. Gene Ontology annotation, cellular component: endoplasmic reticulum; membrane. The record is from RefSeq and is a predicted model, not a curated record. The transcript has a single exon. The coding region runs from base 1 to 1872 and encodes 623 amino acids. Lineage: Eukaryota; Fungi; Ascomycota; Pichiomycetes; Serinales; Metschnikowiaceae.